This is a messenger RNA of Diospyros lotus (date-plum), 2155 nucleotides long. Its product is annotated as heat stress transcription factor A-2b-like. Gene Ontology annotation, molecular function: sequence-specific DNA binding; DNA-binding transcription factor activity; acireductone dioxygenase [iron(II)-requiring] activity. NCBI's taxonomy places the organism in Eukaryota, Viridiplantae, Streptophyta, Magnoliopsida, Ericales, Ebenaceae. Gene Ontology annotation, biological process: regulation of DNA-templated transcription. The transcript has 9 exons. The record is from RefSeq and is a predicted model, not a curated record. The coding region runs from base 141 to 1904 and encodes 587 amino acids.
ACGGCCUUCGGCGACAAUAAGGCCGUGAUGCUGUCCUCGUUUAUUAUCUCGUACUCGUGGCCUCGAAGCUCAGAUAGUGGCGUGGCCUCAAAGCUUAGUACUCGGACGCAGAGGUGGGAUCCCUGGUGAGAGGAAGAAGAAUGGGUUUGGUGGCCAAGGAUGACAGGGAGGAAGUCAUAGAGGCAUGGUACAUGGAUGAUAGUGAUGAAGACCAGAGACUCCCCCAUCAUCGGGAACCUAAGCAAUAUGUAUCUCUAGACCAGCUUUCAGACCUUGGAGUUCUAAGCUGGCGGUUGGAUGCUGAUAACUAUGAAACAGAUGAGAAAUUGAAGAAAAUUCGUGAGGAACGUGGAUAUUCCUACAUGGACUUCUGUGAGGUUUGCCCAGAAAAACUACCAAAUUAUGAAGAGAAAAUAAAAAGCUUUUUCGAGGAGCAUCUUCAUACUGACGAAGAGAUCCGUUACUGUGUAGCAGGAAGUGGUUAUUUUGAUGUGAGAGAUCGAGAUGAUGCUUGGAUCCGUGUCUGGGUAAAGAAAGGGGGAAUGAUUGUACUGCCUGCUGGAAUUUAUCACCGCUUCACACUUGACACAAGCAACUAUAUAAAGGCCAUGCGCCUGUUUGUUGGGGACCCAAUUUGGACUCCUUACAAUCGUCCACAUGAUCACCUCCCUGCAAGGGAAGACUAUAUCAGAAAUUUUGCGCAGAAGGAAGCUGCCAGUUCUGCCGUUGACGCUAAUUUGUACAAAGCUGCAUUCUUUUCUAUUAAGUCUGCAGGUCCACAAGGCUUCACAAACCUUAUAGAUAUCCUCCUCAUUCUCUUAUCUAUCUCCACCAUGAAUCCUCCAGGCUUUGUGAAAGAGGAGUUUCCAGGCUGUUCGGAUCGCGAUGAGCCGGCAGAGUCCAUGGAAGUUCCCAGACCAAUGGAUGGAUUAUAUGAGUCAGGCCCUCCACCUUUCCUCACCAAAACUUAUGACCUUGUGGAUAACCCCAGCACUGAUCAUAUGAUUUCUUGGAGCAAAGGUAACAAUAGUUUCAUUGUUUGGGAUCCCCAGGCUUUUGCCAUGGAACUUCUUCCCAGAUUCUUCAAGCACAACAAUUUCUCAAGCUUCGUUAGGCAACUCAACACUUACGGUUUUAGGAAGGUUGAUCCAGAUAGAUGGGAGUUUGCUAAUGACGGGUUUUUAAGAGGACAAAUGCAUCUCCUGAGAAACAUUCGGAGAAGAAAAACAGCUUCUCAUCAAUCUCAGGCAUCCCAGCAGGGUCCAGACCCUUGUGUUCUUGAAGUGGGUAAGUUCGGAUUAGAUGCCGAAAUCGAUCGGUUAAGGCGGGACAAGCAGAUUAUAAUGGUGGAGCUGGUGAAACUCAGGCAGCAGCAGCAGAAUACCAGAGCCUAUCUCAAAGAUAUGGAGGAAAAGCUAAGCGGGACAGAAACAAAACAGCGGCAGAUGAUGAGCUUCUUGGCGAAAUCAAUUCAGAAUCCCUGUUUUGUGGAGCAGCUGAUCCAAAGGGACAGAAGAAAAGAGUUGGAGGAAGCAAUUAGCAAGAAGAGGAGGAGGUCAAUUGAUCGAGGGCCCAGCAAUGUUAUCGGAGGAGGAAUUUGCGGUAGUCUUGUUAAAAUGGAGCCUCAAGACUACAGUGACAUUUCUGGUUUCAGCGAUUUGGAGCUGGAGCAACUUGCAGGAGAUCUAGACAUUCAAGGACUAAGCGAGAACUUUGAGGAAGAAGAUGAAGGGAACAAAUUAGGUGGAGAGGGUAGUGAAGAUAAAGCUCUGGACACAAAGUUCUGGGAAGAGUUAUGGAAUGAAGAAGAUAUUGGUUUGUUGGGUGAUGAAGGAGAAGAUGGAGAAGAAGAUGCAAAUGUGUUGGCUGAGCAGCUUGGGUUUUUAGGUUCCAGCCCAAAAUAAUUAGGAGUCUUGGUUUCUACUUACACUUCUUUACCUUAAUUUCUGCUGCUAUGUAAGACUGUCCAAUUAUUGUUUCUAGUUGCCCCAUUUUAGUUUGGUUCUUUAUGAUGUGCUUUUGCUUUUUAAAGCGUUAAUUAACUUAAAAGAGUUCUCACUCAAGAAGAAGCAUUCUUUGCAGACUCCAUUUUCACUGUAUCCUUCGAGCAUUAAUGUUUUCACAAGGAAAUCUAGUAAUGAUUCCUUCAGUUAUA